Notodromas monacha is the source of this 3721-nucleotide messenger RNA. Lineage: Eukaryota; Metazoa; Arthropoda; Ostracoda; Podocopida; Cyprididae. The record is from the annotation of a GenBank genome assembly.
CCCCAACUAGGAUAGCUCCGAGUGGUUCGCCUGAAGGUUACGCAUUACCAUGGAUGGCGAAGGGAAUGCCUAUCGCGUUCCUGUGUUUGCUCCAAUUUCGAAUGGACUUCCGAAGUCCACGAUAUGGCUCAAAGAAUCCGUGUGGCCCGUUGAAAAUGCAUCCACUUCCGAAUCUUACCCGAAUUCCGUCGUUGUGAAAUGUGAUUCAACUGCACCAAUUCAGUUACCAAAUUUUCCGCAACCUCAGUCGAAGCCUCGUACGUUGGAAAAAAAUCAUAUUAAUCAUCCGAUAUCAAUGGGCUCUCAAAACAUGAAAGAUCGUCAAUUCCAUGUGCAACAAGAGCGAUUGAAACAAAUGGGCAUUGGGAAAAAGGGGAGAAACUUGACGCCGGACGAAAUGAUCAAAACUAUGCUUGACUCUCCUGCUCCUCGUAAGGAAAUGCGUGAUAGUCCUCGGUUACAACAUUCGGGCUCUCUUCGUUUACCAAGAGAGGAUUUCAGCGAAUUCAUUGGUGCUGACGAAGAAAUUCCUGUUCAGAAAUGGGGAAAGAAUGAGACUGAAAGCUUUUCUUGCACAAGAAGUCAACCUUCCCGAGGUGAAUUCGAAGUCAGAUCUCCUCAGGUGAUUCAUGAUCGUGUUGACCUCUCAAGGGUACUACCGUUAGGCGUUCUGGCAGCAAUUUCCGCGAGUCAUGCACCAGUAUGGUUAACAAAUGCUGGUGCUAUGCCUCCACCAUACCGAGAACUUUUGGAAGAAGUACUCGGACCAGAUAACUAUCCCGAUCCUGUUAGAGCAUUCCAGAUUUUUGCUUCCUCUGGAGUUCCUGGCCCUGUUCUGAGCUCAUUAUGGAACAUGGUUCAUCCCAGUUCGGAUUCUACGUUUGAAACACCGGAGUUCCUAGCAGUACUCGCCUUGAUUGGCACCGUCCAGGCUGGGACACCCGUGACGUCUCUGGCUUCAAUUUGGUCUCUUCCAUCGCCUCCUAUUCCGAGUUUCCCUGCCUUAUCGAGGUCCGAUGUUGUGAAGGAACCUGAGAAACCGUCUCCCGAAUUCCAAAUCAAUCUGGGGUUUUCUCCCCCCGUUUUCGAGAGGGUCAAGUUUCCUCAGCGAAGAAUUUCCGAAGAUGAGCCAGGUUUGCCCGAAGACGAUUUCGGAGAUUUCCAGUGCGUUUCAUCGACGACAGAUUUCCAGAGUGUCACGUCAACGGUUGAGCAUGAUAAAUACGCCGCGUUUCGUGAACUUGUGACUGACGAAGAACGAAUACCGAGUUCCUACGAUACGGAGCCGAGUGAAAUUCUACAGUCUUUUAGUGAUGCCCGAGAGAUCAUUCCUCCGUUGCCAGAUGUGAAAUCACUGGAGCAACUUCCUCCCCCAACUUCAAUUCCAGUACCUAACAAUAUUGCUCCUCUUUUGAUUCCGAAUGGAACGAAAGCUGCUGUGAACGAAGAUGACUUCGGCGAUUUUGUUGCCGCUUUCGACGAAGAACUCUCACCUCACGGACCUUCGAAAACCGUGACUGAGAUGAAGCAACCGAUGGAAGCCAAGAAGCACAUUGAUAUCAAUUUAAAUCCUUCGACAUUCGUUGAACUGGUUGACAGCGUUUUUGCUACCCAUUGUCUCCAAGAGGAAACCAAAUCCGUGUCCAGCUUGGAUUUUUCUUCCGCGGACGCGUUGCAUUUUGAUGAAACUACUUCUACCAAGACCGACUGGAUGGUCGCCCCUGUGGAUGUAACUUAUCCCGACGAGGACAAAUACAGCGUUUUCCGAGAUCUUUCUGAUGCUAAUGAGGAAUCGUCUUCGAUAGCUGAGGAAAUAAUGAAAAUGUGGGAAUCCACGAUUGAUAUUUUCAAAGAAGCUAAAACGAUAUUCAAAGAGGCUGCAGACGCUGUUGCGUUGGACGAGUUUUUGAAUGAGGAGAAGGCCAAGGAGUAUCUGUUCUGUUUAUUGGAAGUAUUUCUCGUUUGUGCUCGAUCGCAUUCUGCAUUGGAAAAUUCCUCUCAUGGCUCAUCCAGUGUUCUUCCGGCGUGGACGUCAUGUGUGGCGACGUUCGAAGAUUUUUUGACGAGCGUUAAAGGUUCUGCUCAUCAUGCCUUGCGUGACGUAACGAUGCAGUCUCUCAUGAAAUUUGUUCCGAAUAACGGAGGGGGGAAGUUAUGCGGAGUAUGCUUGAUUGACGUUGAAGUCUCCCCACCUGAAACCCUGACGAUUAGUGACGGCUUCCGCCCCAGUAGCCAAGUCAUUCGCUGGGGACCGGCACAGUAUCACAUUCUAUUCGCGUCUAGUCGACAAAAGGAUACAUUUUUGGUUGAUGAGAAUCUCGUGUCAAUUUUAAAAAUGUCCGGUGACGCCUUUCCGCCGCUGUUAAAUGACCGUUUGUUGCGUGCUGCUCGCGGGGAAUCCGUUGACCAAGUCCCAGUGUGGAUUAUGCGUCAAGCCGGUCGGUAUUUGCCAGAAUUUCGGGAACUCCGAUCCAAGCAUGAUUUCUUCGAAAUCUGCCGAACCCCGGAAUUGGCGUGCGAAAUUACUCUGCAACCCGUGCGCAGGUUCCCCCUUGACGCCGCCAUUAUUUUCUCGGAUAUUUUAGUCAUCCCGCAAGCCUUAGGCAUGGAAGUGGUGAUGAAACCUGGAGAAGGUCCUGUUUUCCCGCAACCUUUGGAAAGUGUCGAGGAUCUGAGCCGGCUGAAACCUGUGUCUGGUGUGAACCUGGAAUUGGAUUAUGUGUUUAAAGCUAUCACUUUGACGAGGACGGAACUCAAUGGGAAAGUGCCUUUGAUUGGAUUUGCUGGUGCACCGUGGACGCUCAUGAGCUACAUGAUUGAGGGCAAGGGAUCGAAGACCUGUAGUAAGGCUAAGAAAUGGUUGUACAAGUUUGAAAAGGAGUCUCACGAAUUGCUAGAGAAACUUGCGGACGCAGUGGCCAUGUUUUUGGUUGCUCAGGUUGAGGCUGGUGCACAAAUGUUGCAGGUAUUUGAGUCUCAUGCCGAGCAUUUGAAUCGAGCUCUCGCGAAGAAGUACUGCAUUCCAUACUGGAAAAAGAUCAGGGAAACUCUCAAGCUUCGACUUGGUGAACGUGAUGUCCCAGUUGUGAUAUUUCCGAAAGGCGGUUCUUUUUGCUACGAAGACGUGAAGGAUUUGGGUUACCAGGUUGUGGGUAUCGACUGGACAGUAGACCCAGUUGAAGCCAGGCGAAUUCUGGGAGAAAGCGUGACUUUACAAGGCAAUUUGGAUCCCUGUGCCUUGUAUGCGGAUCAUGAGGAUUUGAAGAGAAUCGCAACUGCGAUGGUGGGAAAUUUUGGGAAAUCAAGAUAUAUUGCGAAUCUCGGGCAUGGGAUAUACCCCGAUAUGGAACCAAAAAUGGACAGCGAGUGUGCGAUCAAGUGCAGAAAGUGUAGACACGUCUUAGGCUCUGGAAUCGGCAUCGACAGCUCAUUCCUGUCGUCUCACGGGGCCGAGAUUAAAUUCGAAGACCGUCUAAAGAGUUCUUGCUCUGACGACAUUCGGGAAUCGAAUCUGUAUUUUGCGGAAGAAGCCGUGCCGGAUUGGGUCCGAGACGAAAUUGCCAAGUCUAAUUGGACGCGUGGGAAGUUGAAUUGCAAGUGCGGCGCUCGGGUCGGUUCUUUCGACUACGUCACUUUGCCGCGGUGCGAGUGUCAGGAGUCAAACACGCCCCCCGCGCACUUCAUCUUGUCCAAGGUUGACUUGACUGUGAAACCCAAGUGA